AUGGAGGAUGACGAGUCCGCAUCUGUUGCAGCUCAGCUUGCAGCAGACGCUAGUAAUGCCAAGCCCGAUUCACCACCGGGAUUCUCAUUCGACUUCUGCCGAAGCCCCGUCAACCCUGACAGCUCUAGCGAUGACAUUGCGACACGGGCAACUGAGGCAGAAGAUUCUUCACUGGACGUCUCGGGCAAUACGCAGGGUCUUCAGGUCCUGAUCCCUGCUAUUCCAACCGAGUUUCGAGAGCAGUACAAAGAGAUUCAUAGCACAGUCGUGGAAAAAGUGUUGGUAUUAACGGACCCUGUCGGCUCAGAUGACAUCCUCACAGUUGAGUUCACUGAUGGAACGCAACGCAAUAUUACGCUGCGCGAAGUAAAACUACUCGAGAACGGCAUGCAGGCACUAGACACCUGCUUCAUGAAUGUGAAGCGAGCAACUCGAAAUCGCAAGCAUGGAUAUUAUGACGAAGCGCUGUCGAAUGAAAGCUCUGACGAGUCCGUUGAGGCUGACUCCAUGGACCUGGAUAGCGACAACGACAGCGAGGUCAUGCUGAGUACAACUCGAACAAGAACACUGAGGCCGAGAAUCUACCAUUCGACUGCGGAAUCAUCGAAGCUUGAAGAAGACAGCGAGGAUCUCGAUCUUGCUUCAACAUCCCAAAGACGUAGCUCUCGAAAAAGACAAACCCGAUUUCCGGACUCUAUAUUGCAGGAGGCUCUCCAACCAAAGCGGCCCCAAAGGCAACAACUGCUCGAAGCCGGCAACGGGGACGAAGACGAAGACGAUUUUUUCCUGCCUAUUACAUCUGAUUUAGUUCACGGGGGUAAAAAGAGGAAAAGGAAGCUGCAGCGUGUUCGUCCCCAAAGAGCCCACCAGGCUCGCUCAACACGGAGAGCCUCCAGCGCCUCUGACAUAGAGUUUGAGCCACCCAGAAGAUCGACACGAGCCACGCGAAACAUUAGCUAUACACAAGAAGAAUUGGAUGUAGACGAGGACUCUUAUUAUAGAGUCGAAGAGACCACCCCGGGAGCCCCAAAACUGGUCUCUGUCAAGGAACACUUUCGACCGUUGCCACCAGAUUCGUCCUUCGCCUCUGUGCACAUGAGCAUGUGCUACACUUGUCAAAGCUCAAAUAACGGUCAGCUUAUAUUCUGUCAAGGUUGUAGCUACUCUUACCACAAACAAUGCAUCGGGUCCAGAAGCGCAAGAGAGCACUUGGUCACCAAAAUAGGAGAGGCAAGCUUCGUGUUGCAGUGCCGAUUUUGCAUUGAAUUCCAGCAGAGAAAAGAUGGCCUAGCCCCGAGACGUGCCAUGUGCCAAGCCUGCAAAUCGAGUGGUGUUUCCUGCGCUCCAUUCUCGAAGAGACAGACAAUUCGACAGGAAGAGAAGUUGCGAGAACAAAACGACGGGGUAGACCCAGUAACUGAUGUUGCCCAAGAUCUCAUCAAUGCCACCGGGAAUGUUCUCUUUCGUUGCCGCCGAUGUCAUAGGGCCUGGCAUCAGAGCCAUUUGCCCCGGAUCGGUAGCCCAAGUGCCCUUGCUGACCAGCCCAAUGGGGCACUUAAGGAUUACUCCAUCGAUUGGCAUUGCAAUGAAUGUACUUCUGCACAACAAAAGAUACAACGGGUCGUUGCUUGGCGGACCAAAGACUCUGCGGUAUCCGGAGUUCCGGCAUUCUCAGAUUUUGUUGACGAUGACAAGGAAUAUCUUGUAAAGUGGGAUACCUUGUCCUAUUUCCAUUGCACUUGGAUGCCAGGUGCUUGGAUAGCUGGAGUGGCAGUAGGGUCAGCGCGAACCGCAUUCGCAAAGCGAGCAAAUGAAGCCGACUUGUUCAAGUUGACCACAAAGGACGCCAUCCCAGAGGAGUUACUUACGAUAGACAUCGUUUUCAGGGUGAAGCUGGCACCUACUGCGUUGCCCGGCGUCACAGAGGAGGAUGAUCUCGCCAACGUGUCGCAUGUCAGCCAGGCUUUGGUAAAGUUUCAAGGACUUGGGUAUGACGAUGUGGUAUGGGACAAACCUCCUUCAGAAGACUCGCGUGAACUGUACACUGCGUUCGAGAAUGCUUAUCGCGAUUACUUGGCCGGGAAAAACUUCAAGCACUCUCCCUGGCCCAAAAUGAAGGAACGAAUUAAUAGUUUCCAAAACAGGGAGUUUGAGAAGAUUGGGACCCAGCCCGUCGGCUUAAGACGAGGAAAGCUCAUGGCAUAUCAGUUGGAAGGUCUGAACUGGCUUGUUUCCAACUAUCACGAUGGCCGAAGCAUUGUCUUGGCUGAUGAGAUGGGGUUGGGCAAAACUGUGCAAGUUGUUAGCCUCAUAACCUACCUUGUGCAAGAAAGACCGCAGUGCUGGCCGUUUCUGGUUUCGGUGCCGAACGCAACCUGCCCGAAUUGGCGCCGCGAAUUCAAGCAAUGGGCCCCAGAAUUACGGGUGGUCACUUACCAUGGGGGCAGGGAGUCGCAACAACUUGCGUACAAGCACGAGCUAUUCCCACGCGGAGACCGUGAUAUGACGGCACAUGUCGUAAUCAUGUCUUACGACUCGACCCAGGACCCCAAGACUAGCGAACUGUUCAGUUCUGUGCGCUGGGCGGGACUUGUUGUAGACGAAGGUCAACGACUCAAAAACGACCGCAACCUGCUAUAUCAGGCGUUACGCGCCAUGAAGAUCCCAUUCCGCCUGCUACUGACAGGGACACCACUGCAGAACAACAAGAGGGAACUGUUCAAUCUCAUUCAAUUUAUAGAUAAUUCUCAGAACGCCGAGAAGUUAGACGAGGAAUUCCAGGUGCUAGAUAAAGAGACGUUGCCGAAGCUGCACGACAAGAUUCGACCUUACUUUCUGAGACGGACAAAGGCUGGCGUACUGAAGUUUCUACCUCCCAUGGCUCAAAUUAUUCUCCCAGUAACCAUGACGGUCAUUCAGGAAAAGCUUUCAAAGAGCAUCAUGGCCAAAAACCCUCAACUGAUCAAGGCCAUUUUCGCCAACGGUAAGAUGACUUUGAAGGAACGCGGCAGCUUGAACAACAUUUUGAUGCAGCUUCGAAAAUGUCUCUGCCACCCUUUUAUGUAUUCAGAUGCGAUUGAAGAGAAAAACGUUGAUGCAGUUGUUGAGCAUCGGAACCUGGUAGAAGCCUCAGCAAAACUUCUCCUACUUGAAGUGAUGCUUCCGAAGCUGAAAGAGCGCGGCCACAGAGUGUUAAUCUUCAGCCAGUUCCUGCAGCAACUGGAUAUUCUGGAGGAUUUUCUCAACGGUAUCGGGUAUCAGUUUAAAAGACUCGAUGGCAACCUUUCAAGCAUGGAGAAGCAGCGUCGCAUCGAUGCUUUCAAUGCUCCAGAUUCGCCCAUCUUUGCUUUCCUGUUGUCCACACGCGCUGGAGGCGUUGGAAUCAACCUGGCAACGGCCGACACAGUGAUCAUCAUGGAUCCAGACUUCAACCCUCAUCAAGACAUCCAAGCAUUGUCUCGAGCUCAUCGUAUCGGGCAGAAGAAGAAGGUGCUUUGUUUCCAGCUCAUGAUGAAGGAUACUAUUGAAGAAAAAAUCAUGCAAAUAGGAAAGAAAAAAAUGGCACUUGACCACGCGCUGAUUGAAAAAAUGGACGAUGAAGAGCUAGCGGGCGAUGACUUGGAGUCGAUUCUUAAACAUGGUGCUCAAGCCUUAUUUAGUGACGAUUACCAGAAAGGGGCUAUCCACUACAAUGACUCUUCUGUUGACAAACUUUUAGACCGAUCUCAGAUGGAGCAGACAAAAGUUGACGAAGAGGGGUCUGCAGAAGCACAGUUCUCGUAUGCCAAGGUCUGGGCCAACGAAAAAGCCGCCUUGGAAGACGGACUAGGCGCCCCAGCAGAGUCUGAAGCUCCGACACUCAUCUCGUCGAGUGUGUGGGAUAAGAUUCUGGCCGAAAGAGAGGCUGAAGCCCGACGACAGGCCGAAGCGAAUCAAGAGAGGCUCGGAAGAGGCGGGCGGCGGAGGACGACUACGAAUUACGCAAAGGACUCAUUGCAGGGCUAUCUUCAGGACGGUGAGGCUGCAAACGAGUUGCCUUCAUCAUCAGAUGAAUUCGCUUCGGGCGACGGGUCGUCUUCGUCUGACGAAGACGUCGUAUUGAUGAAAGCAGAAGAAGCCGCCGAACCCCUCCCCUCGUCGAGACGCACCGCGAUUCCUGGCAAAGGAAACCCCGGCGAAGGGGACGACGAACUCCAAGGCCAAAUCGGCCCACCCGAAGCCGGGUCUCAACGGUCGUCUGGCAAAGUCGGCCAACCCGGCGCAGAAGCCAAAGGGAGAAUCAAGGCAAAGUAUAGCGGCCCGACGACGCACCAAAGCAACCAAGCCGCGGACGCGCCUCAAUCCAGCCGCGGAUCGUAUGGUCAACCCGUCCCCAACUCCAUCGUUAAUAAUGGUUAUGCCCCAAACACCAACAUGCUCAACAUAGGUCAUGGCGGCUUCCAGAGCUCCGCGUACCCCGCAGUCUUCAACCAGCAGCCGAUGUGGCCCCCCCAUGGCAACUUGGCUAGGGACAGAAAACAGCAGGGCGCCGCGAGCAGCAACGAUGCUGCGACUUGCUGGCCGGUUUUGUGGCACACUGCCCCGGGAUCUCGGAAUCUGCAAGUGCCGCAACAACUGCCGCACGAACCUCCUCGACAACAAAAACAACAACAGCAACAAGUACAACAACAAGUGCAACAAGUGCAACAACGAGUGUCAACUGAGCUUUCGACACGCCGCAUUACAGAAUCGCAAAUACGAGUCACAAUGGACAUGGUCAAGCAUUCUUCCAUCUCGGAUGCUGUCAAGGACCAAUAUCUGGCUGCGCUGGGCAAAAGGCUCUAUGAAACAUAUCAGGUAGGGAAAUCGGGUCAAGCUUAG
Molecule: messenger RNA, 4860 nt
Organism: Ustilaginoidea virens
Lineage: Eukaryota; Fungi; Ascomycota; Sordariomycetes; Hypocreales; Clavicipitaceae
Exons: 5
Coding region: 1-4860 (1619 amino acids)
Biological process (GO): negative regulation of transcription by RNA polymerase II; chromatin remodeling
Cellular component (GO): nucleus; chromatin
Molecular function (GO): histone binding; DNA binding; chromatin binding
Source: RefSeq, a predicted model, not a curated record